AUGCGUCUGUCUGCAGUUUUAUCGCUUCGUAGGAUUGUGAAUAGUGGUUACAGUUCAUUUGAUGUUAUCCCAAAACCGGACAUGUGGAUCAAGCGCGAAAGAUUGAGACAACUUACCGCGUGGCAAUAUGGAUCGGAAAGAACAACAGUCAAAGGCGCUUACAGAAAGCAGGACAAAAUUUAUCAUUAUUUAAAUAUGCAAAGGGAAGAUGAACCAAAACUCGAAAAAUUUUACGCUGAAGAGCGUGUACGUGCAGCUUUAGCUGAGCACGACAUGGAGUAUCCAAAAUUCAAAACUAUCCUCAGCAAAGCUCACAUUCUUCUUGACAAUAUUGUUUUAUCGCAAAUGGCGAUUUAUGAACCUCAUUCGUUCAAAAGUCUCGUCUCUAUGACGAAGGAGCUUGCCCGACAAGAAGGAAUGAAUGUAAUUCCUGAUGAUCCAGAAUUCGCAUAUGACGUUCAUGUAGAUAGCUCAAUCCUUCGAAAGCCACUUCCACGGCCUGUUCAAUUCCCACGAGGUGCCGCUGAAAAUCAUCGACAAAAACCAAGAAAAUUGCGUGAAGACGAGUAUUAG
Molecule: messenger RNA, 573 nt
Organism: Caenorhabditis bovis
Lineage: Eukaryota; Metazoa; Nematoda; Chromadorea; Rhabditida; Rhabditidae
Source: the annotation of a GenBank genome assembly